Messenger RNA from Styela clava, 2305 nucleotides. RefSeq lists its product as uncharacterized. The record is from RefSeq and is a predicted model, not a curated record. NCBI's taxonomy places the organism in Eukaryota, Metazoa, Chordata, Ascidiacea, Stolidobranchia, Styelidae.
AUGAACUUAUGAUAAGUCCAUUUUUGAUUUCGUUAUUGUAAUUUAAAUAGGCGAUCGAAAGGCUUCCAUUCAGCUCUGGGAUUAUCUAUCUUCAGUGAAUUAGCUUACUUUUAGAGCAGGUUAUCAUAUUAAUGUAAACUAUGAAAAUAGAGGAACUUUAUCAUCGCGAUGAAGAAAUUACGACCGAUCGUAAUACCGUUACCAUAAAAGCUACGCCGAUAGUAAGGCAAGUUACAUCAGCUCCCAAGACAAAAAGACCUAACAUUGGCGGGAAAGGUUCAAAGCUGAUAAAAAGGCACACGAUAUCUAACAUGAAGCUUGAACAACUUAACAAACAUGAAGAAAUGUCGUACAUGGAAGAUGCUGAGGCUAACGAAGCAAUUCUGAAAAACACUAUUUCAAAAGAUGAACUCUGCAGAUUUCUAUCACCUCUAAAAUUUUUGGAAAUAGAGACAUGGAGGAAAGAAGUUCCCAGUGGAGACAACAUUGAUGAAGCAGAAAUUGAACAUAGAAAAUGGAGAACACCGAUUGAAAUAUUGAUACCAUCAGCUGGUCGAGAGGACGAUACCGAGGACCUAUCCGGAAAGGGAAAGAAUCAAGUGAAUGAAGAAGAAUUGAAUUUGAGAAAGAAAAAAGCUGUUUCGGUGUACGGAAGACGGCGGAGAUUUUUUGAAGAUGUACAACGACAGAACGCACAAGUUUUACAUAGGUCAAAUUCCGAUGCAACAAGUCCAUAUUUGAUAAGACCUCGAACGCGAGAAGCAGUUUCAGCUGGAGGGAAAUUAAAUUCAAAUCAAGAUAAUUCAAACAACAAAAAAACAUCCAAACAAAAUCAGAACUCUCCAGAAAAUCGCUUGAGAAGCGCGUACGAGGCGACCAAUGGCAUUAAAACAACGCCACAAAAGGAGAGUCGCACCACACAUAGCGCCAAAGCAGUAAAAAGCAACAACUCUGGACAUAUAUACGUAAACCAUGCUGCAAAUGGCUCACCAUUGACCCAUGACGCGGUGAUGACAUCAUAUUUUGCUCCAGGGAGACCUGUAAAACUUUCGAGGCUUCGUAACAGAACAAGAACGGAGCCGUCGAGAGAUACCAUGGGAUCUGCUGAGGCAGGAGAAAGCUCAAUGCGUCGUUUAUCAUCGUCAAACACAAAAAGCGGACUAACGUUAACGUCAAAUUCUGCGUCCUCACCACCACCAUCUAACCGCAGAAUAUCGUCUUCAUCUUGGCCAGCACCAUCACAAGCAAGGAAAGACCAAAUAAAAGAUCCCUAUCAAGACGUUCAAGUACUUCCAUUUAAUGCAGUCAGACCCCAAACUGCAGGCGAAGAAAUGUUAAACGUUCAAUCCAGUGCAUAUCAGAGGCAUUCAAAAUUCAGAGGAUCACAAAAUAGAGUUAGCCUAAGCCGAGGAUGGAGAACUUGGAACAACAGGCGUGUUUUAGAAAAUAGCUUAAAUGCAGCUUCAAAACUUUAUCAAAAUUCGGUUUUCCCAAAAAAGAUGGAAUCUCCCAAAACGCUAGGGAAGAUUAAAACUCGCGAAUCAAAAACACCACGAAAGAUCAACUCUGUAGAGACAACUAGUGACAAGAUACAGACGCACGGCACCGAUCACAACAACAACAAUGGAAAACCGAUGCCAGAUCCCGAUACGAAAACACCAAAGAGUAGCACAUAUCCCCUGACAAAUCAUGUAACUAAAAUUUCGUUUGCUAAUGGGCGAUCGCAAGAAAAUAAAAUACCAACUAGUCCAACCACGAAUAAACAUGUCAUGGGCCGUGUACAGCCCAUACCACCUAUUGAUAUGAAGGUUACAUCCACAAUAAAUGGUGUGGCGGAUGGCGCAGCCAAACAUAUUACUCUCACAGGCGGAAUAAAAUAUCUCAAUUCUGAUGGAAUUAUUCAAUUGUCUCCACUUCAGAACAGAGGGAAAGGAAGUGGUUCGCCUUGGGUAGCUGAAGCAUUCAAUCCAAUCUGGGCAGCAAGUGAGGGUUAUUAUGUAAGACAACAGACAAGACCAAAUAAGACAGUUACUUUUCGCCUUGGAACAACAUAACAUCACAAAACAUGACGUUUCACGGCAAGGUGCAAUACUGGGUCGAUCGAGCUUUCUGAAAAAGCAUACAUGACUAUUUGUGGAAGCAAAAUACUUAUGUUAGCAAAUUAUCUGUGGUGUAUGGCAAAGAAAAAAUUAAAACAGAAACCGGAUACAAAGAUAUCAACAUCAUGACUUCGCAAAUAUAUAUAUAUCUUUUACCUUUUAAGUUUAUAUUUUAAUGAGAAUUAAAAAAUAUAUAUAUAAAAACA